AUGGCACACCAAAGUGCAGCUUUACUUGUUCUAGCAUUGCUAGUGCUAGGCGAUGUUACCGCCCACUACCGCCGUCAUCAUCACCAUCAUGUUGAUACGGAAGAGGACAAUGGCUUGAAAUAUAGGUAUAAAUUCAACAAUUUUUAGACUAAAAAAAUUAUUUUUUACAAUAUUUAAAAACUUUUAAAAAAUAAAAAAAAAUUUAAAAAAAAUUUUUUUUUAAUUUUUUUUGACAUAUGAUGGAACACUUAAAAAACACGUAUUUUACAAAAAAUUUCAGAAUCCCACUGAAAAAGCAGCAGACUCUCCGUGAAAAGCUGAUUAAAGCCGGCUCUCAUGAUAUGUACAUGAAGCAUCGUUCAGAAGCCAUUCGUAACAAGUUCCUGGAUCUAGAAGACUAUGGAGAUGCUAGCCUAGUCCAAGAUAAGGAAAUUGACGAACUGUUGAAGAACUACAUGGAUGCUCAAUAUUACGGUGAAAUCUCGAUUGGAAGUCCUUCUCAAAACUUUACAGUAAUCUUUGAUACUGGAAGCUCGAAUUUGUGGAUUCCGUCCAAGAAGUGUCCUUUCUACGAUGUGGCUUGUAGUAAGUUUGGCAUUGUCUGUUUAAAAAAUCAAUAUUUUAAAAAAUUUUUCGAAAAUUUUUAAAAAAUUUUGUUUUUUUUUAAAUUCAAAAAAUUAAUUUGAAAUUUUAACAAACUUUCAAUAAAAUUAUUUUUUAAUUAUUUUAUACUUAAAACAAUAUCAAUCCCCACCAUUUUCAGUGCUCCACCACCGCUACGACUCAGGCUCUUCAAGCUCCUACAAGGAAGAUGGUCGCAAAAUGCAGAUUCAAUAUGGAACAGGCUCUAUGAAAGGCUUCAUUUCAAAGGAUCAAGUCUGUGUAGCUGGAAUUUGUGCUGAAGAACAAGGAUUUGCUGAAGCUACUAGUGAACCUGGUCUUACCUUUAUCGCUGCCAAGUUUGAUGGUAUCUUGGGAAUGGCAUACCCAAGUAUCGCUGUUUUGGGAGUUUCUCCAGUUUUCAAUACUUUAAUCGACCAGAAGAAGGUGCCUUACCCUGUUUUCUCGUUCUGGCUUGACAGGUAAGGAAUUAUUUGUGGUAAAAUACGCCAUGACGCAACUUCUUUAUUUUUUACAUUUUAAAAGUUUUUAUAAAUUAUACGUUUAAAGACUCUUUUUUGAAAUUUUUAAAUUUUGAAUUUUUUUAAAUUUUUAAAAUUUAAAAUUUUCCAGAAACCCACAAGACGAAGUUGGUGGAGAAAUCACCUUUGGCGGUACAGACUCUCGUCGUUAUUCUGGAGACAUUAACUAUGUUGAAGUAACUCGCAAGGCCUAUUGGCAAUUCAAGAUGGACAAGGUUAUUGACAGCAACAACGGUCCUAUUGCUUGUGAAAACGGCUGUCAGGUAAGUUUUUUGGCUGUGUAAAAUACGCCGUUUGAACAUAGUGUUUGCAAAUCAAAAUAUUGUAAACGUUUAAAUCUUAAAAUUUUUAAAAAGUUUUAAAAAGGCUAGUUUAGAGACUUAAAACUUCAUUUUAAGGCCAUUGCUGACACCGGAACCUCCCUAAUCGCCGGCCCUAAAGCUCAAAUCGAAAACAUUCAAAAGUUUAUUGGUGCUGAACCACUAGCCAAAGGAGAGUACAUGGUACACUGUGAACAAGUACCAAACCUCCCACCAGUACAAUUGGUCAUUGGAGGACAAACCUAUACAUUGAAGGGUGAAGAUUACAUCCUCAAGGUAUCAAGUAUGGGCAAGUCUAUUUGUAUCUCCGGAUUCAUGGGUAUCGACCUUCCACCAUCUGCUGGUGACCUCUGGAUUCUUGGUGACGUGUUCAUUGGAAGAUAUUACACUGUAUUUGACUUUGGUCAGAACAGGGUUGGCUUUGCUCAAGCUACUAACACUCAAGGAAAGCCUUUGGUGCCGGCUCCAAAGAAGUACGUUGAGAAUGAGGAUGAAUCUAGCGAGGAGUUCUUCUAG
Molecule: messenger RNA, 1978 nt
Organism: Bursaphelenchus okinawaensis
Lineage: Eukaryota; Metazoa; Nematoda; Chromadorea; Rhabditida; Aphelenchoididae
Source: the annotation of a GenBank genome assembly